AUGCUGCAGCAGUCCUGCAGCAGAUCGCCCCCGUCUACAGACAGCAGCAGCAAUUUAAGCAGCAGCAAUCUAAGCAGCAGCAGUAGCAGCAGCACCAAGUCUUCCACUAGCAGCAGUAGCAGCAGCACCAAGUCUUCCAGUAGCAGCAGUAGCAGCAGCACCAAAUCUGCCAGCAGCAGCAGCCAAGGCAGCAGCAGCAGCACCCAAGGCAGCAGCAGCAGCAGCAGCAGCAACAGAAGCAACAGCCAUCCAGCCAGCAGCAGCCGGUCCCCUGCCUCGUGCAGCAGCAGCAGCAAUAGCAGCACCGGCAGCAGCAACAGCGGCAGCAGCAGCAGUAGCAUCAACAGCAGCACCAGCAACGGCAGCAGCAGCAGCAGCAGCAGCAGCAGCAGCAGCAGCAACAUAGCAGACAGGGACCAGCAGGCAGCUCAGGCAUUUGUCAAAAAGCUCAAGGAGAUCGUAGAGCUCCCAGCUAGCAGCAGCCGCGACAUGGCCCUCGCCAUUCAGCUGUCUCUGGCCCGCCGCAUGCGUUUUGACGGGGCCCCACACUUAGCAGCAGAAGCAAAAAGUCUCCAUUUGCUGCUGCUGCUGCACCCCAACGCCGAAAUAGCUCUGCUGGCCUUUAAAAACUAUCGUUAUCUGCACCAAAUUGCUACAGUUAUGCCACAGAGAAGCCAGAAGCAAAAGCAGCAGCAGCAGGAACGGCAGCAGCAGCAGCAGCAGCAGCAGCAGCAGCAGGGAAGGGUUGCCGCAGCAAGAGCAACGGCUUCUGCUGCUGCGCCAGCGAAGCCGCCGAGCAGCUGCGCUGCACAGCCUCAGGCAGCAGCAGCAGCAGCAGCAGCAGCACCCGCAGCAGCAGCAGCAGCAGCAGCAGCAGCAGCAGGCGGACCCCGUCCGCUGCUGCCGCCGCUGGAGACAGCAGCAGACACGCGAAAAGCCCUUAAGGCCCUCACCAAAGGGACUUUAGUAGCAGCAGCAGCAGCAGCAAUGAAGCAGACGCAGCGGGCGGGGGAGGCUCUGGAGUUUGCUGCAGCAAAGCAGCAGAAGCGGGCCCUGAGGGAGCAGCAGCAGCAGCAGCAGCAGCAGCAGGGAGCCAAGAAGCUGCAGCGUGCUGCGCCAACCAGCCCAGCAGCAGCAGCCGCUGCUGCUGCUGCUGCAGCACAGCAGCAAAAAGACAUCCUUGAAAAAAUGCUGCAACUUAAAUCCUCAGUGGCGGAUAUUGUCGACCAAGAAGACUGGCAGCAGCAGCUGGAGCGGCUGCGGCUGCUGGAGGCCUCAGACAUAAAACAUGAAUUUAAACAAACAAUUAAAGAGACAACUGUCUCCGCCUUCUUCUGUAUCCAGGUUCCCACCUAG
Eimeria necatrix is the source of this 1356-nucleotide messenger RNA. RefSeq lists its product as hypothetical. The record is from RefSeq and is a predicted model, not a curated record. The transcript has 4 exons. The coding region runs from base 1 to 1356 and encodes 451 amino acids. Lineage: Eukaryota; Apicomplexa; Conoidasida; Eucoccidiorida; Eimeriidae.